Molecule: messenger RNA, 1097 nt
Organism: Orycteropus afer afer
Lineage: Eukaryota; Metazoa; Chordata; Mammalia; Tubulidentata; Orycteropodidae
Product: olfactory receptor 4C15-like
Biological process (GO): G protein-coupled receptor signaling pathway
Cellular component (GO): membrane
Molecular function (GO): G protein-coupled receptor activity; olfactory receptor activity
Source: RefSeq, a predicted model, not a curated record
UAUGGAUGCACUAACUUAUUGUUGACUUUGCUAAUACAAUAAACUGCCUGAGGCAAAUAUCUCAUUCUCAUAAUUUCAUAUUCUCCAUGGUCACUCUGGUAGAAUUUAUCUUUCUCUAAGAAAACAUGCAAAACCAAAGCUUUGUAACUGAGUUCAUCCUUUUGGGCCUUUCACAGAAUCCAAAUGUUCAGAAAAUAAUAUUUAUCCUAUCUUUGUUUGGCUACCUUGCAACCCUUGGGGGCAAUUUGCUCGUGUUUUUGACCAUUGUCUACACCCCAGCACUCAUGGGCUCCCCCAUGUACUUCUUUCUGGCUUUCCUGUCCUUCCUGGAUGCAUGUUUCUCCUCUUCCAUUGCCCCAAAGAUGAUUGUGGACUCCAUCUGUGAGAGGAAAGCCAUCUCCUUUGAGGGCUGUAUGACCCAACUCUUUGCUGAACACUUUUUUGCUGGAGUGGAGAUGAUUGUCCUUACUGCCAUGGCCUACGACCGCUAUGUGGCUAUUUGCAAGCCCUUGCAGUACCACUCUAUCAUGAACUGGAGGCUUUGUGGCAUUCUGAUGGGGAUAUCCUGGACAGGAGGCUUCUUGCAUUCUGUGGUACAAAUUCUCUUUACUUUCCACCUGCCCUUCUGUGGCCCCAAUGUCAUCAAUCAUUUCAUGUGUGAUUUGUACCCAUUAUUGGAGCUUGCUUGCACUGACACUCAUGUCCUUGGCCUUUUUGUGGUUGCCAAUAGUGGGCUUAUCUGCAUCAUAAACUUUUCCCUGUUGCUUAUCUCCUACUGUGUCAUCUUGCACUCACUGAGAUCUCAUAGCUCUGAGGGUCGUCGCAAAGCUCUCUCCACCUGUGGAUCUCACAUUGCUGUUGUGAUUAUGUUAUUUGUUCCAUGCAUAUUUGAGUAUGCACGGCCUCCUUCUGCUUUCUCUUUCGACAAGAUGGUGACCAUAUUUUACACCCUUCUAACUCCCCUGCUCAAUCCUUUGAUCUACACUGUCAGGAAUAAGGAAGUUAAAAAUGCUAUGAGGAAGUUGUGGGCCAGUUUUGCCAUAUUUUCUAAUGAAAAAUAAAAUAUUAAGAAAAAAAUCCCUUCAAGAGGAAAGUAA